GGGAGGGUUCACCUGGGCGGAGGCGGAAUUUAGAAGCCAGCGGACACCGAGCCCCCGAGGCGGGGGAAAAGGAGCUCGUCGCCAGAUUCCCCGGAGCCGGGCGGAGGGUCGCGCCACCCCUCUCUUCAUUUUGGCCCGCUCGACGCCCGCUAGGGGGACACGCCACAGUCAUGGCGUGGAGCGCGACGUCGCCCGGGGCCAACCAGCCUGACAACACGGCCUUCACGCAGCAGCGCCUGCCGGCCUGGCAGCCACUACUGUCGGCCGGCAUCGUCCUGCCGCUGUUCUUCUGCGUGGGUCUGGCCUUCAUCGGCCUGGGAUUAGGUCUCUACUACACUUCAAACGGCAUCAAAGAGCUGGAGUAUGACUACACCGGCGACCCGGGCACGGGAAAUUGCUCGGUUUGCGCCGCGGCCGGGGAGCGAGUGGCCCCGCCACCCGCCAACUGCACCUGCCAGUGGUGCUUCUCGCUGUCCGAGCUCUUCCAGGGACCCGUGUUCCUCUACUACGAACUGUCCAACUUUUACCAGAACAACCGCCGCUACGUGGUCUCGCGAGAUGACGCACAGCUCAGCGGACUGGCGAGUGCGCUACGUCAUCCCACCAACGAGUGCGCGCCGUACCAGCGCAGCCCCGCCGGCGUGCCCAUUGCGCCUUGCGGCGCUAUUGCCAACAGCCUCUUCAAUGAUUCCUUCAAGCUGCUGCACCAGCGCCUGCCGGGCGGUGCCUAUGUCGAGGUGCCCCUGGACCGCACCGGCAUCGCGUGGUGGACUGACUACCACGUCAAGUUCCACAACCCGGAGCCCAUCAAUGGCAGCCUGAAGCUGGCCUUCUACGGCACAGCCAAGCCGCCCAACUGGCCGCGUCCGGCCUACGACCUGAGCCCGGAUCCCAACAACACGGGCUUUGUGAACCAGGACUUCGUGGUGUGGAUGCGCACGGCGGCUCUGCCCACGUUCCGCAAGCUGUACGCACGCAUACGCCACGGCAACUACUCGGCCGGGCUGCCACGCGGGGCCUAUUGCGUGAAUAUCACCUACAACUACCCGGUGCUGGCCUUCGACGGCCACAAGCGCCUUAUCUUCAGCAGCAUCUCGUGGAUGGGCGGCAAGAACCCCUUUCUGGGCGUCGCCUACCUGACCUUUGGUUCCCUCUGCAUCGUCACGGGCUUCGUUAUGCUCGUUGUGUACAUCCGGCACCAGGACGAGAACGGCGAGGACGAGGACGAGUGACCCGAGCGGGGCAGGGCUGGCGGCAGCUCUUAUAGGGACCUCUCCCCCCCCCCCCCCCCCAAUCUCUUACCUGGGUAUCUUCUUGCAAGCAUUUUGAGCUUUCUUCCCAGCGCUACCCCAUUCCUCCUUUCUGCAGAAUUCCCAGUUCUUAACAGCUUCUAAUUGUCUUUGUGGAGCUGUUUGAAUGAGGUGUAGGGGAAUAGCCCUCUAAACUACUUUAAUCAUUGGGAAACUGAUAUCAUCAUUUUGAGCCUCCUCCCUCAUUAAACAUCUUCCCAGUUACCCCAAUCCAUCCCUCUAGCGCUCCAAUUCUUGAUUGUUUCUAUUGAACUGUUUGAAGAAUAGAUCUGAAGUCCAGGGACAUUAACAUUUCCUUUCCCAUCCCCUCGCAACCCAGUUCUUCAUUGUUUGGAGGAAAGAUACAAAGUCCAGGAAAUUUAUCCUCUACCUCUUUGAGGAGGAAUGGUUGAAUCUUUGUAGUUUUUUGAGCUCCCACCCUCUUUUAACACCUUCCUACCUCCAAACUUUUCUCCCCUUCAAUGCAGUAAAAUUUUAAUUGUCCUUGGGGAAGUGAUUGAAUGAUAGACCUGAAGUCCAAGAAAGUUUCCCUUUCUUUUUUUUUUAAUGUGUUGGAGGUUUUAAUUGAGUCUUACCAGUUUUUUACCUACCUUUUAAAAACAACUUCUUACCCCAUUCCCCUUCUUACUGUGAAUGGUACCUUUCUGUAGAAUGGUACCUAACUUUUUUUUUUUUUUUUAAUUGUUCCUGUGGGAGUAGUUAGAUAAUUGACAAGAACUUCAGAUAAUUGUUCUCUUUUCAUUAUUUGAAAGUUCAUCUGUUUUCUGAAACAUUACUAUAGAUAAUGUUGCAUGUAAGAUUUUUAGGUUUCAAGCAGUCAGAAAUUUUAUGAAUCAUAUAGGUGAAGAAAUGGAAGCCCAAAAAGAAGUAGCUUGUCUAAGUCCACAAAACUAGUGGCAAAGCUGGGAUAGGAAAAAUAAAUUGAAUGACACUAAAUCCAUUGCUCUUAUACUACAUCGGCCUGCCUCCCCAGAUAAUAAUGAUUGACUUUACAAAUCAUGAUUUUGUUUACUUCCUAAGGAAGUACUAAGAUUUUUUCUUUUUAUUAUUGUAGUAGAGGCUUGACAUGUUUCUAUAGCAGUAAUUGAAAGGUAGGCUAUUUUUGUAUAUUUAUCUGCAAGAUAGUAUUCAUAAUAAUUUAUAUAAUAUUUGAGUAUAGGGCAUUAUACUACUACUAAAGGCUGAUUUAUAUGAUGAUUUACGGUCUGCAAACUACAUACAUUAUCUCAAUUGAGCCUCAAAACAAACUUUUAAAUAUAACAGGUAACAUCUUCCUUUUACAGGGUGACCCAACCCUGUAGGGGAGUUGGGAGUAGGGAGGUUGAUAUAGAGGUGUCUAGGGUGGGUGAGACUAGUGAUAUGGUUAGUAUGUGAAGAGAGCCUAGGUUGUUGUGUAGGUACAAUAGUGCUACUAAAAGAGGGAGGGACCCAAUUAGUGUAUAGAAGAGGAAAUAUAAUCCUGCAUUGAGUCGUUUGUUUUGGCUGCCUCAUCGAGUGAUGAUGAUGAGGGUGGGGAUUAAAGUAGUCUCAAAUAAGUUAUAGAAUAUGAUGAGUUCAGAUGAGGUGAAAGCUAUGAUUAGGUUCAAAAAGGCUGAAUGGCUUGUCCAUGGUCACCUAUUUCAUAAGGGUUAGAGACAAGAUUCUAACCAAAGUCUUCCUAAAUCCAAUACUCUAAUCGCUCUACAAGGCUUACAUUUGGCAGGACUUUUCUUUUAUCCUAUACAAAAUUUACUUGCUUUGUUAUAUUUAAGAGAAUUUGCACUCCAACUUUAUGCCUUUUCUUUAAAUAAGAAUAUAUUUGAUUUUCUAGAAGUCUUUGUCUACCAAUUAAUUCCCAGAAAGGCCAAAUGAUUCCAGUCAGAGGGACUGCAGGACAAACUAAGGGCAUAAAAUCAAACUUAAUUUUUUUGUUGUUGUUGGCACAUGUUUUAUCAGAUCCUAGGCAAACAAUAAAUCUCAGGAAAGAUUCUCUUUCCAUUUCCUCACAGUAAGAUUUUAGGCUUCUCAUUGUUUUGUAAACCUUAAUGAGAAAGGCAAAAAUACUUAACUUUUCUGAGGAUUCUAGAAGUAGCUUCUCUUUUAAUUGUGCUCUCAAAUAAAAAUUACAUGUUUCUUGUAAUGUUUAAAAUUAAUACUGUAGGCAGAGGAAAGAUACUACAAACUGAAAUUUGAAGAACUUUUUGAAACUCAGAGGAUUAUUAAGCUUUGAACUGAAUCUUUUUUGUGAUCAUUCAAGUGAUUGUUUAAAAUUCUCCUAAGAAACAAUUGUUUUUUUAAAAUCCCAUCAUUGUAUGUUAUUAAUUCUUAGAAGUUUAAAGAACAGUUAUAUUCUUCCUAUCUAAUUUAUUCUGGUGAUAGUAUGCAUGCAAAUGUCCAGAACUUUAUUAA
This is a messenger RNA of Sarcophilus harrisii (Tasmanian devil), 3698 nucleotides long. It is a transcript of the gene CDC50B, whose product is annotated as transmembrane protein 30B. Gene Ontology annotation, cellular component: Golgi apparatus; endoplasmic reticulum; plasma membrane. The transcript has a single exon. The coding region runs from base 171 to 1232 and encodes 353 amino acids. The record is from RefSeq and is a predicted model, not a curated record. Gene Ontology annotation, biological process: phospholipid translocation. Lineage: Eukaryota; Metazoa; Chordata; Mammalia; Dasyuromorphia; Dasyuridae.